AUGAAAACAAGUAAAACAAAAGAGAUAACAGCCGACGAACAUCGUAAAGCUUUGUUGUCGGUAACCAUUGUCGUUCGCACGAAAGAACAAAAGAUUAUCUCUGUUCGCAACAAUAGCAGCAGGAGUUUAACUCUUUCUAAAGCCAAUGGCAAGUCGAAUACCGAACUUAAUAACAGCCUCAUGCAGCCUCACAACAGCAACAACAACUCGUCCACGAGUAACAGCAACAGUUCUCUAUUCGAGAAUGAUAACGAAGUCCUGCAAACCAUUGAAUACAUUGGCAAUGUCCUGUGCUUCUACUAUGUACCGAUUAUUGUCGGCACCGGCACCAUCGGUAACAUCCUCUCGGUUGUUGUCUUCUUCAAAACGAAGCUACGCAAAUUAUCGUCGAGUUUCUAUUUGGCCGCACUGGCUGUCAGCGAUACUUGUUUCCUGUUCGGCCUGUUUAUCCAGUGGCUGAACUUCAUGGACGUGCACAUCUAUAAUCGUGAAUAUUUCUGUCAGUUCUUUACGUUCUUCAGCAAUCUGGCCUGUUUCUGUUCGGUGUGGUUUGUGGUCGCAUUUACUGUGGAGCGCUUCAUUGCGGUCAUGUAUCCCUUAAAGCGUCAGACAAUGUGCACAGUUCGGCGAGCGAAAAUGGUUCUGUUGGGCCUAACGUUAUUGGGUUGUCUGCAUUGUGCUCCCUUUUGGAUCUCGUCGACGCCGGUUUAUUUGCCGAAAUUGGAGAUUACAAUAUGCGAUAUUAAAAAUGAAUAUAAGGAUUACAUCACACUACUCAAUUACUGGGAUACGGUUGUUGUAUUUGCUGUCCCCUUUACAACCAUUGCCGUUUUGAAUACCUUUACGGGUUGUACGGUUUGGAAAUUUGCCACGGUUCGAAGAACUUUAACAAUGCAAAAGUAA
Molecule: messenger RNA, 903 nt
Organism: Musca vetustissima
Lineage: Eukaryota; Metazoa; Arthropoda; Insecta; Diptera; Muscidae
Product: cysteinyl leukotriene receptor 1-like
Exons: 3
Coding region: 1-903 (300 amino acids)
Biological process (GO): G protein-coupled receptor signaling pathway
Cellular component (GO): plasma membrane
Molecular function (GO): G protein-coupled receptor activity
Source: RefSeq, a predicted model, not a curated record